AUGCAGCGGCCGGGGGAGCCAGGCGCUUCGCGCUUCGGCCAGCCCGAAGGCUGCGCCGACCACCGGCCACACCGCUACCGCAGCUUCAUGAUCGAAGAGAUCCUCACUGAGCCGCCCGGGCCCAAGGGCGCCGCGCCCGCCGCCGCCGCUGCUGCCGCGGGAGAGCUGCUGAAGUUCGGCGUGCAGGCGCUGCUGGCGGCGCGGCCCUUCCACAGUCACCUGGCCGUCCUGAAGGCCGAGCAGGCUGCGGUGUUCAAGUUCCCUUUGGCGCCGCUUGGAUGUUCCGGGCUGAGUUCUGCGUUGCUGGCCUCGGGACCCGGGCUGCCCGGCACCGCCGGCGCGCCUCACCUGCCACUAGAAUUGCAGCUUCGCGGGAAGCUGGAGACAGCGGGCUCUGGGGAGCCAGGCACCAAAGCCAAGAAGGGGCGCCGGAGCCGCACUGUGUUCACCGAGCUGCAGCUGAUGGGCCUGGAGAAGCGCUUCGAGAAGCAGAAGUACCUCUCCACACCAGACAGAAUAGAUCUGGCCGAGUCCCUGGGUCUGAGCCAGUUACAGGUGAAGACGUGGUACCAGAAUCGGAGGAUGAAGUGGAAGAAAAUAGUACUGCAGGGCGGUGGACUGGAAUCUCCCACCAAGCCUAAGGGACGGCCCAAGAAGAACUCUAUUCCCACGAGCGAGCAGCUCACAGAACAAGAGCGCGCCAAGGAAGCAGAGAAGCCAGCAGAGAUGUCAGGAGAGCCAAGUGACAGGAGCCGCGAGGACUAA
Molecule: messenger RNA, 765 nt
Organism: Otolemur garnettii (small-eared galago)
Lineage: Eukaryota; Metazoa; Chordata; Mammalia; Primates; Galagidae
Gene: BARX1
Product: BARX homeobox 1
Exons: 4
Coding region: 1-765 (254 amino acids)
Biological process (GO): regulation of transcription by RNA polymerase II
Cellular component (GO): nucleus
Molecular function (GO): RNA polymerase II transcription regulatory region sequence-specific DNA binding; DNA-binding transcription factor activity, RNA polymerase II-specific
Source: RefSeq, a predicted model, not a curated record